Ceratosolen solmsi marchali is the source of this 2521-nucleotide messenger RNA. RefSeq lists its product as uncharacterized. Gene Ontology annotation, molecular function: peptidyl-prolyl cis-trans isomerase activity; cyclosporin A binding; zinc ion binding. Gene Ontology annotation, biological process: protein folding; protein peptidyl-prolyl isomerization. NCBI's taxonomy places the organism in Eukaryota, Metazoa, Arthropoda, Insecta, Hymenoptera, Agaonidae. The record is from RefSeq and is a predicted model, not a curated record. Gene Ontology annotation, cellular component: cytoplasm. The coding region runs from base 113 to 1960 and encodes 615 amino acids. The transcript has 4 exons.
UGCGUGUGCGCGCGCGCUACUGUACGGCGAGAACGCGUUGAAAAACGCGCGCGCGGCCAGCGCACGUACGAAACGGACCAUCGUCGGAGACGUGGGCUUUUGGUGCAGCGCCAUGCCAGUAGCAGUGAUGCUGGAUCCAAACGUUUUGACGGACCUGGAGGAGUUGACGUUGUGCAGCUAUUGUAAACAAAAGUACAAUGACACAGAGCAAUGCCCCAAGUUUCUUAGCUGCAAGCACUAUUUUUGCCUGCGCUGCAUAGAGAAUAAUCUGUUGAAAGGACGCGAGCUCUUUUGUGCUCAUUGUUGGAAAAGAACAGAACUGGGUGAUCAAGGACCCGAUGCUUUACCAACAUAUUCGCCUCUCCUAGCAUUAGCCAAUAAUUUUUCUCAUCUCAAAACAACGCAGAACAAUGUUACUCAGAAGCCCAGUGAAAAAGAGAGAAAGAGCGAAAAUUGUCACACUCAUGGAAUGCCAUUGGCACUUUGGUGUGCAACAUGUUGCACAGCCCUUUGUCGAGCCUGUGCAUCACCACAAGAGCAUCCCGGUCACCAGAUUAAAUCACAAACUGAUGCUAAGGAACAACUCAUGUCUGAUGUUCAAUUGGAAUUAGCGGCAAUGGGCAAACUUUCGGCAGAGAUACAACGACUAGCAAUGCAACAACGCGACUUUCUCAUCAAGGUUCUUGAGGCUUGCGUGACUUUGAAGACCCACGUGGAAACCGAUCUCCAGAACGGCUGGAGCCACUUUCCGGAAAUUACGGACGCGCGUGAGACUCUCGGCAAGGCCAAGACCUCCCUUCAAUUGUCAGACGGUCCGGGUGAUAUUUACUCUUUGCACACUGAGCUGAUGCUUGAAAAGCAGAGGCUACAGACCAAGUACCAAGAAAUGAUGCUUCAAUGCCAGCUCGAUGAUCUCAUCGGCAAUUCCGGCGUCGUGUUCGAUUUCGCUCUGCUAAAGCAAGCGGUCGCCGGCAUUCAUUCGGGCGAGUCGCUGGUUACGCAACAGCCUGGUAACGGCGGACGUUUACCCAGUCACAUCGCAGCGUCUCAAAAUCCCAUACUUUUCCUCGCUAACUACUGCAUGUCUCAACUGUACUCGAGGCACGUAGUGAGCAAGCAGCAACACCUCCAGAAUGGCGUGUCAACGAUCGAGUAUCACAUACCCGCCCAGGUGUCUAGUGUCCACGUAGCAGCGACCGUCCCGCCUCCGCCGCCGCAGCAGCAGCCCCAACCCCAGCAGCAGCAGCAACCGCAGCCUCCGACACCGCAGCAGCAGCAAUUACUUAUAUCGCCGGGCUCGCCAUCAAUUAAGCCGACGAUAGUUCCACCGCCGCCCAACGCCAUCCUCCAACAGAACGCCGCCACGAACUUUAUGAGCCCGGGCGAUGCUACGGGCAGCAGCGGCGGCCUCGUCGCGGUCCACUCGGCCCAGCAGUCAUCCGGUCUGAGAGGGCCCUCCAACCCAUAUCCUAUGUAUUACUUUAACAUCGAAGUAAAUGGCUCGCCUCACGGCCGAAUCGUCAUCGAAGUUAGACCUGAUGCCGCGCCGAAGAUGGCCAAGAACUUCAGCGUGUUGGCGACGGGUGAAGUCGGCGUCGGCUACAAGGGCUGUACGAUCUUCCAGUGCUGGGAGGGCGAGAGUGUCAUAACCGGUGAUUUUGAGCUUAACAACGGCAGGGGCGGCAGGAGUAUCUUCGAGGACGGUUACUUUAUGCCUGAUGACACCAAAUUCCCGGCGGUGAGGGGAGCCGUUGGCAUGAGGAGAACGCAAAAGAGACACGACAACUUGGGCAUGGUAGGUUCGCAGUUUCGCAUAAUACUGCAAGAGAUGAGGGGCUUCACUGGCAUUUUCGGCCAUGUCGUCGAGGGUCUUGAUCUCGUCGAAAAAAUAUCGACCUACGGUGAUCAGACUGGCAAACCGACCAAGACGAUCCUUAUCACCAAGUGCGGUAAACUGUAACGAAGGCUCCAUGCUAACGAGGCUUUUGCCUUUUAGAGCUUUUCCUUCCUUUUUUUUAUCUAUUUUUUUUUAUUGUUUUUUUUUCUCGUAAAAUUACGACGAUACGUUUAUAAGUAAGGCGAACGGGGUGUUAAUGAUAAUAAUGAUGCUGAUUUAACGAAAAAUAAGUCGAAUAUAAUCUCGCGCGCGCGCCUGUUUGUCGAAUUAUUAUUAUCGAACGAAGAAAAAUGAGGGAACGGAGGAAAGUCCAUUUCUUUAUGAGUACGACAAUGUAAGCGAGUAUUUAAACGUUUACAAAGUCUCUAAAGAGGUUAAAAUCUAUUUUUAAAGCGUGAACGAGUUUAUCGAAAAAGGUAAAUAAAAAAAAAUGAUAUUGAGAAAAUCGGAUUAUUGAAACAAAAGACGUAAUUAUUGAGAUGACGAUAGUAGAUGAUAAAUAUCGAUAUUUUCCUAAUGAAAGCGAGUCAAGUUCUAUUGUAACGAUUUAAAGAGUAAAGAAAUUAUGCAUAUACAUAAAAACGUAUGCGCAUAUAUACGUAUAUGUACACUUAAAGUGUGGAA